Molecule: messenger RNA, 618 nt
Organism: Daldinia caldariorum
Lineage: Eukaryota; Fungi; Ascomycota; Sordariomycetes; Xylariales; Hypoxylaceae
Product: putative ribosomal protein YmL44, mitochondrial
Exons: 2
Coding region: 92-388 (98 amino acids)
Cellular component (GO): mitochondrial large ribosomal subunit
Molecular function (GO): structural constituent of ribosome
Source: RefSeq, a predicted model, not a curated record
GUUUGAAACGUCGAUUUGUUACAUGGUAAGCAUUCGGACGGACAAGCCAAAUAAUAUCCAAGUAUAAAAAUAUAUACAGAUAGCCACCACAAUGAUCACAAGAUUCAUCACCGAGGUGAACACCAAGUUCAACCCUUUCUCCAUGCGCUCGCGGGCCACCAGAUUAUUCCUCAGCGCCCUCCCUCCCAACGCGCGCCAGAACGGCAUGCAGAUAAAUACCACUCUCUUGCCGCGGGACUCCACCGCACCGGCUCUCUUACAAGUCAAAUUCAAGGAUGGGAAAGAGAUGACCUUGGACGGCGAGCAUUUGGGGAUCAAGGGUAUUGUCGAGGAAGUGGAUAGACAUUCACGAGCCUUACAGAAGCAGGCAGACUUGACAGAUGGUUGAUGCAUCAAAUUUAUUCAUACCUACCUAAGGAACUUAUCCCUCGACUUAUAAAUACCUACCUGGUACCUAACAUGAACCUACCUAACCUAACCUAAAGCAUUGGCCGGCGUUUUGCUCCGAUUAUUGGCACAGGCACUUCAAGUCCUAAUUAGUGGUUGUAUGAACAUAUCACCAAAAUCCCAAGGGGAUAUAACAUCACGUUUAUCACCCAUCGAAUGUCGAACAGGUCA